Panicum virgatum (switchgrass) is the source of this 1403-nucleotide messenger RNA. Its product is annotated as probable carboxylesterase 15. The transcript has a single exon. Gene Ontology annotation, molecular function: hydrolase activity. The record is from RefSeq and is a predicted model, not a curated record. Bases 79 to 1080 code for a protein of 333 amino acids. Lineage: Eukaryota; Viridiplantae; Streptophyta; Magnoliopsida; Poales; Poaceae.
AUCGACCUCACAGCUCAGCUCACACUCGUCACCCGCAUCGCGCCGCUCGAGCUCGCGUCAUCAGCUAGCUAGCUAGCCAUGGCGUCCUCCGAGGCCGCUGCGCCGCCCGCGCGGCGCGUGGUGGACGAGUGCCGGGGCGUGCUGUUCGUGUACAACGACGGCACCGUGGAGCGGCGCGCGGCGCCGGGGUUCGCGACGCCCGUGCGCGACGACGGGUCCGUGGAGUGGAAGGACGCGGCGUUCGACGCGGCGCGCGGGCUGGGGCUCCGGCUCUACCGGCCCCGGGACUGGGAGCGGCGGGGGCGGCUGCCGGUCUUCUUCUACUACCACGGCGGCGGCUUCUGCAUCGGCUCCCGCGCCUGGCCCAACUGCCAGAAUUACUGCCUCCGCCUCGCCGCGGACCUCGGCGCGCUCGUCGUGGCCCCGGACUACCGCCUCGCGCCGGAGCACCGCCUCCCCGCCGCCAUCGACGACGGCGCGGCGGCGGUCCUGUGGCUCGCGGUGCAGGCGCGGGGCGGCGGCGACCCGUGGAUCGCCGAGUCCGCGGACCUCGCCCGCGUGUUCGUCUCGGGCGACUCCGCCGGCGGCACCAUCGCGCACCACCUCGCCGUGCGGUUCGGCUCCCCGGCCGGGCGCGCGGAGCUCGCGCCCGCCGCCGUCCGCGGCUACGUCCAGCUCAUGCCCUUCUUCGGCGGCGCCGAGCGCACGCGGUCGGAGGCCGAGUGCCCCGACGACGCGUUCCUCAACCGGCCCCUCAACGACCGGUACUGGCGCCUGUCGCUGCCGGAGGGCGCCACGGCGGACCACCCCGUCGCGAACCCGUUCGGGCCCGGCGCGCCGCCGCUGGAGGCCGUGGAGAUGGCGCCGACGGUGGUCGUCGUCGGGGGCCGCGACAUCCUCCACGACCGCGCCGUGGACUACGCGGCGAGGCUCAAGGCCAUGGGCAAGCCCGUGGAGGUGCGGGACUUCGAGGGGCAGCAGCACGGCUUCUUCACCAUCGACCCCUGGUCCGACGCCUCCGGCGAGCUCAUGCGCGUCAUCAAGCGGUUCGUCGACUCGGACGGCCGGUUCGACGACUGAACCGGCGGCGCAUCAUUAUGAUUGGGUCAUCUAUUUCCCGGGUUUAUAAUACAAUAAUUUAAUUUGUAUUUUCAUAUUAGGGGAGCUGAAUCUUCGAGAAUCGUGGUGGAAAAUUCACGCAAAAACAACAUAUUUUGAUCGGAGUCGAGCUCUACCGUCAAUCUAGAGAGACAAAAAUGGUUGUCUGCUAGCUUGCAUUUGUAGCAUGCAUCUGGUGAAUGUUAGUGGUGGUUCGGGAGUCAAAAUCAAUGUGGUUUGGGCACAAUUGCCAUUGCUUUGUAUUAAUAUUAUUUUUUACAUUUCUCUCUAUCUCUUUCGCACAA